GGAAGAAAUCAGCGGAGCUUUCGCUCGGAGACCGCAAGUUUCCUUCCCCAUUUUCUUUCCUUCCCCGUCGUUCCUUUCAAUCGAAAAUACCGAAAUCGAGAUUAAAAAUACCAAAAUUAGCCGAAAUCCAUAGCUAUUCAGCUGAUUCUCUCUUUUGAUUAAGAUCCAAAAUGUCAAAAUUGAGAUCCAAAUUUGAGAUGCGAAGUCUCUUCUUCACCAAAUAAAAUAAAUUAAAGGAAAUCAUUCCCCGUAAGUGGUCUCUGAGUUUGUCCGUGCGGCAUAGGAUCUUGUGGCGCAAGGGUAUGUGCAUGUUGGGUUGGAUACUUACAAAUUCAUUUAUGGCUUUUGGGGUAUGCAGAUCAGUGUGAAGGGGUUAAUUUUAUUNCCAACCUCAACUCAACAUCAGAAAGUGUAAAGAGGGGCAGGCCGAUACUGGACGAAUCCAGACAAUUGGAGCAGUGAUGCCGCACCAUCCUGUCAUGUUUGAAAUUCAAUUCUCUUCUCUGUACAGGUUAUUGGCUGAAUUUUUAAGUUUCAAUUUCUCAUCUUUCCAAACAAGUCACCAAGAUCGAAAUUUCCAUUUUAUCCAAUAAUGAAUGGAGAUUGCUUUGUCAAUUUUUUACUAAUGGAAACACAAUCAUGAUUCAUUGGGAUAAAAGUAUGUUGGUUUUGAAGUUGCGGACUACUACAACAACAAUUGUUUGAUUGAUGUUGCAGACUUAAUGUGAAAAGUUGUACGGAGUAAUAGUCAAGAGAUAGAAAAUUAUAUGGAGUAUUAAUGCUUUCUCCAAGUUAUCCUCUUAUAUAACUUUAGACAAUUAUACAUUUGCAUCCUAUUGUGAAUAUUUCAUGUGCCAUUUGUUCUGUUCAUAGCAUUGCUGUAAUCUUUAAGUUGGCCAGACAUGAUUGAAUAUACACUUAUUUAAAUUUAUCAAGUUAAUAAAGUAGUUGAAGAAAAUAUUGAACGUCUUUCAAUGUUUGAGGCUUGGAUGGUAACCAAUACACAGUACAGUGAGGGGCAUAAUUUAACUUAUGCGGAGUUCCCAGGACACUUUGUGUAUAAAAGAGGCUGUCGAGCUUGGUUCUGGAAAUCAGUUGAGAAAGUUGUUCGUCACAUUGUUGGUGACGAAUGCCAUGAGUCGUCCGUGUGUUGUGUGGGAGAAAACAUGGGAACUAUUGGCUGAUGGGAUUUUAUAUGAUCGAAGAAGAUUAUUGCGCAAUCUAGAACUUACCAUCUUGCUUGAUAAUCUCCAAAAUUUAUACUUGAUUGAGAUUGAGAAAUUACUUAAUUCAAACGGACGAUCUUUAAAGGAGUUCAGUGGCAUGCCAUUUCCAGUUAACAACCCACUUAAUCGAUUCCAGAAUAAUUUCUUAGUUGAAGAGCUAAACUAUGACAGAGAAAAGUUGUCAAUUGAUCUCAAGAAAUAUUUAUCAACGAU
Molecule: messenger RNA, 1439 nt
Organism: Cuscuta campestris
Lineage: Eukaryota; Viridiplantae; Streptophyta; Magnoliopsida; Solanales; Convolvulaceae
Source: the annotation of a GenBank genome assembly